Messenger RNA from Formica exsecta, 3730 nucleotides. RefSeq names its product G patch domain-containing protein 1 homolog. Gene Ontology annotation, cellular component: nucleus. Lineage: Eukaryota; Metazoa; Arthropoda; Insecta; Hymenoptera; Formicidae. Bases 224 to 3049 code for a protein of 941 amino acids. The record is from RefSeq and is a predicted model, not a curated record. Gene Ontology annotation, biological process: mRNA processing. The transcript is spliced from 4 exons. Gene Ontology annotation, molecular function: RNA binding.
UGCGAUGAAUGAAUGCACACUAAUGUCGUAUUAUCGGAACCGUCUGCUAGGUUUUUUGUAUAUUUGCGAAUUGUACAGUGGAAUUGUAUUAUUUGUCUUUUAACCUCAGAUUUAGAUGCUGCUGUGUCCGACAUCAAAUGUAAUUUGAAAUGCGUGAUAUUAUUGUAAUGUUUAAUUACACCAAAUAGAAAAAAUACAAUCCGAGAAUUAAAUUUAUUUUAAAAUGAAUGACUCGGAGGAGGAAAAUUACGUGACGUUUGGUGUUUCUCUCGAACCUUUGGAUGAAGAAAAUAUUCCACGAAAAAAGCCUGUUACAAUCGAAGAUCAAUACGCUUACGAUGCCCAAGGUAGACGCAGAUUUCAUGGAGCGUUUACGGGUGGUUUUUCAGCGGGAUACUUCAAUACUGUCGGUACUCGCGAUGGCUGGAGACCGCAGCACUUCAAGUCUUCAAGAAGUAGUAAAGCGGACAACGUUAUUCAACGACCAGAAGAUUUUAUGGAUGAAGAGGAUACGAGUCUUUUCGGAAUUGCUCCUAAAGGAAUACAAGCUACUAGCGAUUAUGCCGAUCAUGGACAGAAGGGAAAGAAGAGAGAGAGGAUAAGUCAAGACAAUAACGGACCUAUCCCUGGUGCUCCUGUCUUAAAGGAACUUUUAAAACCUGUCAAAGAAACAAUAGGUAUUGUCCUGCUCAAGAAGAUGGGCUGGAAACCUGGUCAGGGUGUAGGUUCUAGACUCACAAAGAAAGAAAAGCAAAAGAUAAAGCAACGUAAUGAAAAGUUAAAAUUAAUACAGGAAAAUCCUGAAAUGGCAGGAAGCAAUUCAGAGGAUUCGGAUGAUAAUUCUACUAAUAUUACUUUCGCACCUGAUGAUUAUGAGCCAUUCAGGUGUAAGCCAAAGGACAAUUAUUUUGGCAUCGGCUAUUCGGGUCUAGACAGACGGAAAAUUCUUUCCGGUCAUAUCAAUCUAUUCGAUACUCCAGCGUUUUGUGUUCAAGAUAAAAAUAAGAAAUUAUCGAUUCAUGGCCAAGCAUUUGGGGUUGGUGCGUUCGAAGCCGAUGACGAAGAUAUAUACGAAAGAGAAGAUAUGUCGCGUUACGACUUUGCCCUGGACCCCGAGCGUAAGACGAAGACAAGAUGGUCGCAGGACGCUCCGACUAGCUCGCAAACCGAUCGCUUGGACGGUUUCGUUCGCGCGAAGGAAAGAUUAGCGAGCAAGAAAAUCUUCAAACCGCCAGAAUUGCCAAAGAAUUUCGUGCCGGUGCACGCUGUUAGGAAAAGCAGAUUCUAUCCGCCGAUUGCAAUUCCGGUGGAAAAUGGCAAACGCAGAGAGCCAUUGAACGCUGUAGAUAGGGCACGGAUUUUAGAAGAUCCCAAUGAACGUUCAAAGAAGCCAUCAUCAAACAUAUCUGUUGCCUCGAAUAUCAUUUCGAAUACUUUAAAUUUACAUGGCAAACAGCAAACGGAGGAAAGAAGGAAAUUGGAGAAUCAACAGACAACGACAGGCAACUCAUGGCUAGAUAAAUUAAAUGCCAAAAACUUUGUCAAAGGUGGUGUUAUAGGUCUCCAAGAUGACACGGGUAGCUUGAAAACAUUAGAAGAUUUCAAAGAAACUGCUUCUGCAUCCAUACGUUCGAGCGCGGAAACGUCGACGGAACGUGACUCCUCGAGUAAAAACGAAAGAAGCGCAAAAUUGUUCUCGUCCGAUCCAGACAAACAGAGACGAUUCGAGCAAUAUCUUAUUUUCUCUAAAAACGAUGAAAGGAAUAAACUCGAGACUAUUCAACCACUUUCCAUGACCGAUUGGGAGAGAGAACAAGAACGUACGGAAUUCGAACAAGCGGCGAAGCUGGAGCAGUCGAAUAAUUAUAUGGUGGAUAAGUUUAUACAUAGCGCUGAUGCUGAUCACAAGAUGGACGAGACGGAUCCGGAGAAGGAUAUAAAGGAAGCAAUAAGACUGAAAAUGUUUGGCAAACUUACGCGAGAGCGAAGCGAAUGGAAGCCCGCGAGUAUUGUUUGUAAGAGAUUCAAUAUUCCCGAACCGAAAGUCGGUUGCGCUCCGGUCGCGACGGAUCGAAAAUCGGCGAGAUUCUCCGUUUUUGAUUCCUUAGAUUGGUGUAAUUCAUCCAAGUUCACGAAAGCUACGGAACAACAGCGAAUACAAGUGGAAGAAGCGUCUCUACUGUCAAAGAAAACAAAAGAGAAUGCAAACAAAGCAAUUUCCGAUACUGAUAAUAUUUCGUCGAAUGAUUACCAAUCUUCAGAGUCCGUUUCCGAGAAAUUUAAAAUCUUCGAAGCUUCCUACGAGAAAGUUUUUGGCAAGGGUAUUCUUUCCACAGCAUCGGAAAAUGUUAAACAAGACGUGAGCGAUAAUUUAAAGGAUAAAACAAUCCAAGAAGUAGGAAAUAAGCAAGAAAUCGGAUCGGAAACUGCAGUUAAAGAUCAAUCAAAUGAGAAGAAGGAUUUGUUUAAGGCAAUUUUCCUUAGCAGCAGCGAAGAUUCCGAGGACAGCGAAUCGGAAGAAAAUGUUGACAACGAAAUGGUCAAGUCGAUCUUAAUCGGGAAAGAUCCGAAAGAAAUAAACACCCAAAGAAAUAUGUCGCCGCCGCGCGGUAUCUUCGCAAAAUUGGAUCUUGAUAGCUUGGUGGUGCAUCCAAAACAGGUUAAUGACGAAAGUACAGCUUCCAAGAUUUCGGAAACCAGUUUACCAACGUCUGAUGAAAUGCGAAACAAUCUCGCGGAUUGUAAUGAUGUAAUCGAUGCUGCGGAGGCCGCGAUACCACCAGAUAUGUACGGUCCGAUUCUGCCACAAAGGUUGUUAAAGCAGGAAAGUAUUGCGACAACAGAGGCCGGCAGCACGGACCAAUCGCUAAAGCCAGUAUUUCGCAGUGUCGUGGUAUCAAAAACUGCGGAUUCGAUACCCGGCGGGAAAUGGGUAGAACGGGACAAGGCGAAAAAAUUAAAGAAAGAAAAGAAGAAGCAUAAACAUAAAGAUCAUAAGAGCCCCAAGCACAAGAAAAAAUCUAAGAAAGAGAAACGUUCGAAACAUUAAUUUCUGUUUAUUUUUAUCCCUAAUUCCAAGCUUCAUAUUGUGAAACGAUUUACAUGUUAAAAUAAUUGUACAUAAAGACGUCCGAGCUUCUAAAACUCACGCUCCACUAAAACCGUAUUAUUUUAUAGUGAAUUUCAUUAAACACAUAUGCACUUAUUUUUCUAUAUAUAUGGUAGGCACAUCUGUAAUAUAGACUGAGAAUAUAUAAUAUUUGACUUGAGUUCUAUAUUUGAAUGUCUUAUGUAAGUAAGAUUUAAAAUUAUUAGAUAAUUACAGAAGAUAACAAAGGUUUUAUUAUAUGUUGAAUUUAUAUAAAUGAAGACACUUUGUCCAUAGAUGCUGCUGGUUGCGCGAAAUGCAAUGUUAGCUGUUCGUUUUGGUUAUAAAGACUGGUAGUGAAAACUUUCUGGUGCAAAUGGCUUUAAAAUAAAUCAAUAACUUCUAGAUACAGCCCCAGGUAACUUUAUAUAUUAUAUUUUCCAAAUGAUUGCGUAUUAUACACGUGUAUAAGGAUAUGUACAUAUGUUUUACACUCACUUAUGAUCAUGCACGGAUCGUUUUCGAUUUGCGUGCUUUUCUGUGAAAAAAUUACAUAAAGUGAAUGAAUUAAAUAGAGACUACUUAUACUGGAUAUUAAGACGACAUAGAUGACAAGGAUUAAAUAAAUCUAUUGUGUUCUCG